Molecule: messenger RNA, 1280 nt
Organism: Cyprinus carpio (common carp)
Lineage: Eukaryota; Metazoa; Chordata; Actinopteri; Cypriniformes; Cyprinidae
Gene: sparcl2
Product: SPARC-like 2
Biological process (GO): anatomical structure development
Molecular function (GO): protein binding; calcium ion binding; extracellular matrix binding
Source: RefSeq, a predicted model, not a curated record
AAAAGAAAUAGCAAAGGAAUGAAAGGGUGAUUCUGUCAGUACCACUGCUCUGUUAGCGUAACCCUAUCUGCUCUGAGCCGUAACAUACAGUCACUCCAUUCUACACACACACACUUCUAAUGAGCACUCCGGGGCUUAUACACAAUACUGAGACUUCUGUGAGUUAUUUAAAGAGAAGAGCGAUCAGACAGAAUCAGCUUUGAUCAAGAUUUGUGCUUUGAGGAUUAAUAUCUUGCCUUUUAUAAAUCCACAAACGUCCUUCCGUGAGAAAUGCACCUGCUCUGUCAUCUGUUGUUCUUGACAGUUACCCUUCACCUUGGUGUCGUCAAGGCUGGAAGAGCCCAGCGUAAACAGAGGCAGGCUGAAGAGAAGCUGAGGCCGUAUUUGGGCAGAGUGGAUCCAGAAUCCCUUUGUCAGUUGUUGAAAUGUCACAGUCCUGUUGGUUCCUGGUGCCAAGUAGUGAAGGAGGGGGGAGUUCUCGCCCCUAAAUGUGUGUGUCCAAAGAUCUGCCCAUGGCAGGGGGCACCAGUGUGCAGCGUUUUGGGGAAGACGUACAGCAAUGAGUGUCUUCUUCACAAGGAGGCCUGCCGCAAAAAACGUCGCAUUGGCAAGGCACAUAGUGGAGCCUGUAUUGUGAGCAAGGCUGAGUGCUCUGAGGAAGAGUUUGGUCAGUUCCCGUACCGUCUGCUGGACUGGUUCCUACUCCUCAGCAGAAUGGGAGAGAGAUACACACCAGCCGCUCCCUCACAAAGCUGCCUCACACACACACAGCGAACCCAGCUUGCAGAGAGGAGGUUUGUUCUGCUGGAUCGAAACAGGGACGGGAAGUUAAGCAGGAGAGAUCUGAGAAAGCUUCACUACAAGCGGAUGCCACUGGAGCACUGUGCUCAAAGAUUCUUCCAGUCAUGUGACAAGAACAAGAAUAAGAAGGUGACCCUGAGGGAGUGGACAUCCUGUCUGGUUGACCGGUCAGAACACUGGUUUCAGGAUUUCAUGUCCGUGAAGAUGGGCUCACCAAAGCUGUGUCCUGUCCCAGACAACAACCUUUAAAUUUAGAUGCUUUAUCCAGGUGGAAUCGUAUUUUAUACCUUAUCAUUUACCUAGAACUUAGAAUAAUUGAUACCUGGAGACCUAAGCUAGCCAUUUUCAUUCUUGUUGGAUUAAAAAUAAAGUAAAAUAGUGAUAUUGUGAAAUAUUCUUAGAAUUUAAAAUAACUAUUUUCUAUUUGGAUAUAUAUUUUAAAGUGUAAUUUAUUCAUGUGAUGUCAAAGCUGAAUUUUC